CGCCACUCGCCAGUUCAGUCGUCAGUCCGCACACCACAGCCGCCGCACGUAGUGUUUCGUUGCCGUCGUCGUCGUAAACCGUCGUCAGUCAGUCGAUUAGCUGCCGCGGUCAGAUUCGGUUCACUCCUUAGCUGCUCAUAUAUACACGAACUCCGAUCGAGUAUAUCAACGCCAGUGUGUUGUGACAGGCGGAUAUUUUAAAUAUUAUUAUUUCUCCGUUGUCGCGUUUUACGAGCAAAUUAUUAUUCGUCGUCAGUCGUCGUAUUGUCGGUUUUCGAGAAGAUUAUUAUAAUAUUACAUAUAUUAUUAUUUUCUCUUUUAAACCUUCGUCGAAAAUCAGUCAACAUUAAUUCUUUCACUACUUCAUUCGUCAUUACAAUAGCUAGGCGCGAAAAAAUUCCGAAAAAAAUGGAAGUCGUACCUCCGUACUAUAUACAACCGUCGUACCCGGUCCAUUCCACUCUCGGAAUCUUGAAGUUGGAGGACAUCGAGUCGGAAACCAGCGCGUUUAUGGCAUUACACCAACGACUUGAAGAAGAACUUCGGGCCGCUAAACGUGCACAACUGUCGUGCGGCGAAGUUCUAUUGCCGCCCGACUUACUCCACCGAAUAGCUCAUGAUGUUCUCAAAAUGGCCGAAAGCGAACCCUGUGGUCUCCGAGGAUGCACUUUGUACCUGAAUUUCGAAGGUGAACAAGAAUGCCGGAAAAUCGGCACGAUCAAAUGCGACACCAAUACUGUGUCCACUUUUGAGUUGUUCCUCACUCUCAAACAAAACCCUAGAAAUGCGUGGUCACUCAUUCCACUAUUCAUUAGGAAUUUUACAAGCGGCGGCACUAUAGUGAUCGAUCACGAAUUCACAAUAGAAAAACGGAAGCUAUAUAGGUCUUUUUUAGAAUAAAGAGCGCCGGAUGUCCGGCGCCGACGAACGCCAAAUCCUCCACCUCCUUCUCAUUAUCAGUAUCUCAUCAAAACACCAUCACCACCACAACUAAAAAUCCAACCAUAACUAGUACGAUCGAUAGUACUCGUACCACUAAUAGCACCGCCGUCGCCGUGAUUGAGAGAGAGCCAAGACUGAUCCCCUCGGAACAGCCUGUGCGUUACAAGACGAAAAACACUCGUAUCAACCAGUAGCGGUCUUUGUCGUCGUCGAUUAUCAUCAAGUAACAAAAAAAAAAUCCCCAAUUUAUAAUAUAUAAUACUUGUAAUAAUAUAUUGGUCUCGUGAGUGUGUGGAAGUGAAUAUUUAUAUAUAUAUUAAAUAAGUAAAAUUAUGAAGAUAAAAAAAAACUAGCAUACGGUAUAAUAUAUUGUUUCCAUACGUUAUAAACCGUGUGCGUAAGUUUAAAAAAAAAUCAAUUGUGAUCAGUUCUUUAUGUUACGUUUAGUUUUUUGUUCUCGUUAUUAUUUUUGUCGAUACAUUUAUACAUUGGAUUAUAUUUAUAUUAUAUAUAUUAUAUAUAUGUCGCCAGAUUAUAAUAUGAUUAUUAUUAAUAUUUUUUUCCUUUUUUAUUUUUAUUUUAUUUUUUUACCCGUAUAAGUUGUUGUUCUUUAUAGGAUUUUUAAUAAACAAUAUAAUAUAUAUAUAUUAUAUUCAUAGAAUUUAAACAUUUAAGAUUAAAUUAUUAUAGAUUAGAGUUUUAUAGAGUAUAAUUAAAAAAAAAACAAAAAAAUAUAUUGUGUAUUAGGUGCAAAAUAAUUUUUUUAUUAAUGUACGUAUUUUAAGUGAAUGGUAGAGAGAGAUAUAAAAUAUAUAUAAUAUAUAAAGCGAAUAUAAUAUUAUUUCUAAUAUUAUCAGUGAGGAAUUAUUAAUCAAAACGAAAUAAAAAUAUGUUUAUAUUAUCGAGUGUUUGAUGUCGCGUGUGUCCUCCAGACAAUGAUAAAACUAAAGUAGUUUAGAAUUUUAACCAAUAUUAACUUAUUUAGGCUAUAAAUAGAUCGCACCAAAAAAAUAAAUAUAUAUAUAUAAUAUAUUAACUAAAGCAAAAAAAAAUCCCAUCUCAUCAGGCGUUUUUUUUAUUUGUUUUGCCAGAUGUCUUUCAUGUUCAAAUAUCUAUAUUGAAAAAAAGAUAUGUUAAUCUUAGUGUAAGUGUUCCUAACUGACAUCACACAUACAAUUAAUACAAUAUGCUAUGCAUUUAUAUAUACUAAUAUAUAUAUAUAUAUAUUUAUGUAUAGUUAUUAGCGAUUUUAAAUUAUUUAAAAAAAAAAAUCCCUAAGAGCUUUUAUUAUUUUGUGUGAUUAUCUCACAAAUGUGAUAUAAUUUAGUAUAUCUAUAUGUGUAUAUGUUUCCAUGAUAUAUACAUGUAUCGACGAACGGAAUGAGAUUAUUAUUAAUAUAUUUCAAGAAUAAAUGUAGUAGAGGUCUUUAUAAAAUUUUUCUUAUGCAAAUAAGAUAAAAAAAAAAUAUUUUAUUUUAAAAUCCAGUCAAAAAAAAUAUAUAAGAAUUGGCAUUAAAACUAAUCAUUUGUUUUUAUAAUAAUUUUUUAAUUUAAAUAGGCUAGUGAAAAAUACCUAUGUAUUGUGAUAACGGAUUUUGACUUUUUUCCUUAAACGUAAAUUUUCAAAUUUCGUAGGCUUUAAGCUCGAGUGCGAUGUGAAUUUUUUAUAUAACAGCCUGUUUUUUCCUCCAAAAAUUAAUAAUUUAUAAUUCUAUAAUAAUAACUAAACCAUUGUAAUAAGAUAUAUUUUUAUUUUUUUUAUUUUUAUUUUUUUUUGGUUAUUGUAAUGUAUUUCUGAUCUCAGUGGCACUGCAUGAAGUGUAAUCUUAACAGUAUUUUUUAUUUUUUUUUUUUUUAAAGUUAAGUUUACCUUUGAAUUGUGUUAAAAGCAAAAUAAUAAAAUGCUGCGCUGAUUUCGAGUAGUAGUAUUGUACUAGUACUACUCAACAAAGCGUCUAAAAGAUUAUAUAUUUUUGUUUGUAUUUUACAUAUAUGUAUAUAUAUAUAUAUAUAUGUGUGUAUAUAUAUAUUAUAUUAUUAUACUUUUUUUUUUUGUUUCGUUUAUACGAAGAAUCCCCUUUUUAUUGUGGCACAACCUCACCACCCCAGGCCAGUCUCAUAUCACUUCAUAGCAAUUGUCAUUUUUUUUACUUUUGUUAUGUAGUAGAUAAUGAACAAAAAAAUUAAUGCAAAAUAUAAAAUUUUAAAAUGAAAAAUAAAAAAAAAUAUUUUGACAAAAGAAAAAA
Molecule: messenger RNA, 3188 nt
Organism: Aphis gossypii (cotton aphid)
Lineage: Eukaryota; Metazoa; Arthropoda; Insecta; Hemiptera; Aphididae
Product: protein charybde-like
Exons: 4
Coding region: 409-900 (163 amino acids)
Biological process (GO): regulation of TOR signaling; apoptotic process; negative regulation of signal transduction
Cellular component (GO): cytoplasm
Source: RefSeq, a predicted model, not a curated record